UCUAGAGGAGAGGCCAUGAAAAUCCAUCACAUUCCUUGCCGUGGAGACAAAUACGCAUACCUAAUUAUCGAUGAGUCUUCCAAAGAAGCUGCUGCUGUCGAUCCUGUCGAGCCAGAGAAGCUUCUUCAAGCAGUCAAUGAGAAUGGGGUUGAUCUGAAGCUUGUUCUCACCACUCACCAUCACUGGGAUCAUGCUGGUGGAAAUGCGAAAAUGAAGCUGUUGGUGCCUGGAAUCAAGGUUUAUGGUGGUUCAAUAGACAAUGUCGAGGGGUGUACUGAUAAACUGGAAAAUGGUGAUAAGCUGACACUAGGAGCUGAUGUCAAUAUUUUGUCACUCCAUACACCUUGCCACACGAAAGGUCAUAUAAGUUAUUACGUGACAAGCAAAGAAGAGGAUCCAGCUGUGUUUACUGGGGACACGUUGUUUGUUGCUGGUUGUGGGAGAUUUUUUGAAGGCACUGCAGAACAAAUGUAUCAGUCGCUUUGUGUCACAUUGGGUUCCUUACCAAAGCCGACUCGGGUUUAUUGUGGCCACGAGUACACAGUGGAAAAUCUGCAGUUUGCCUUGGCGGUUGAACCAGGCAAUGCAAGGACAGCGCAGAAGCUAUUAUGGGCUCAGCAUCAGCAAAAGGAAAAUCUCCCCACUAUCCCUUCAACAAUUGAGGAAGAGUUGGAGACCAACCCUUUUAUGCGUGUUGAUCUGCCGGAGCUGCAGACUAGUGUUGGUUGUCACUCUCCUGUUGAAACAAUGCAAGAAAUAAGGCGUCGCAAAGACCAUUGGAGGGGCUGAUAAGGAAAGGUCAUCUACCAUCAAUAUCUCACUUUGUUCUGUAACCGCUGUGUUGUGUGCCCUAGUUUGCACGAGAAAAGUGGUGUGUGUGUGUGUGUGUGUGAGAGAGAGAGAGAGAGAGAGAGAGAGAGUAUCCAGUUUGAGUUUUAUACGUUUCCAAGAAUGAAUAACCAGUGUAAAACCAAUGGUGAUCUAAGCCAUAAAUAUGCUACUUGUAGUAGAAGCGAAGUAUAAAAACUAAUAUGAUCCUCUUGGUAGGUUGUCGAUUGUCA
This is a messenger RNA of Telopea speciosissima, 1061 nucleotides long. Its product is annotated as hydroxyacylglutathione hydrolase cytoplasmic-like. The transcript is spliced from 7 exons. Lineage: Eukaryota; Viridiplantae; Streptophyta; Magnoliopsida; Proteales; Proteaceae. The coding region runs from base 16 to 789 and encodes 257 amino acids. The record is from RefSeq and is a predicted model, not a curated record. Gene Ontology annotation, molecular function: hydroxyacylglutathione hydrolase activity.